AUGUUACGCAUACAAACCUGCUCAUUUUUAUUCUACAUAAUAGUAGCUAUCAUUAAUGCUAUUCCAAUUGAUAAUGGUGUCGAAGGUGAACCGGAAAUUGAAUGUGGUCCAACAGCUAUUACUGUAAAUUUCAAUACGCGUAAUAAUUUUGAAGGACAUGUGUAUGCUAAAGGAUUUUAUGACAAUCCAGAUUGUCGUAGUGAUGAGGGUGGACGUCAAGUAGCCGGUAUAACAUUACAAUUUGAUUCCUGUAAUGUGGCUCGGACAAGAACCUUAAAUCCACGUGGAAUAUAUGUUACUGUUGUUGUGGUAAUUACAUUUCAUCCACAAUUUAUAACAAAAAUUGAUCGAUCGUACAGGAUACAAUGCUUCUAUAUGGAAGCCGAUAAAACAGUUAGUACGCAAAUUGAGGUUUCCGAAAUGACAACCGCUUUUGCCACUCAGUUGGUACCAAUGCCUGUUUGUCGAUAUGAGAUCCUAGACGGUGGUCCAACUGGUCAACCUGUUCAAUAUGCCGCUCUCGGACAACCGGUAUACCAUAAAUGGACAUGCGAUUCGGAAACUGAGAAUACAUUUUGCGCUUUGGUACAUUCUUGCUAUGUUGAUGAUGGCAAUGGUGAUAGCAUCAAUUUGCUCGACGAAAAAGGAUGUGCCUUAGAUAAAUAUCUCCUAAAUAAUUUGGAAUAUCCAACUGAUUUAAUGGCUGGGCAAGAAGCACAUGUUUAUAAAUACGCUGAUCGUACGGAAGUUUUCUAUCAGUGUCAAAUAACGAUAACAAUAAAGGAGCCAAAUGGUGAAUGUGUUCGACCAGAAUGUCCUGAACCGCAAGGUUUUGGUGCUACAAAAAAACAGUCCGCACGACGGUCGCUCAGGAAACGACGUGACAUAAAGAGACAGUAUGACCCAGCCAAUACAUUGGACGUUAGGACCGGAAUGAGUACCUUAGAAGUCAUGGACGAAAUGGAUGAUGGUGUAUUAAAACAAAAUCAUAAUGAAUUAAUGGAUUUUUCAUCGGCACGCAUUGCAUUUAUUCCGGCACGUUUAUGCUUCUCAAACAAUAUAUUUGCUGUAAUUGUUGUCAUGCUUGGAAUAUUAUUAGGUGCUAUUUUCAUCGUUACAAUUUUCAUUUUUCGACCAAAGCAAUCAAAAUUAUGA
Molecule: messenger RNA, 1155 nt
Organism: Acanthocheilonema viteae
Lineage: Eukaryota; Metazoa; Nematoda; Chromadorea; Rhabditida; Onchocercidae
Source: the annotation of a GenBank genome assembly